Messenger RNA from Fusarium musae, 738 nucleotides. RefSeq lists its product as uncharacterized. Lineage: Eukaryota; Fungi; Ascomycota; Sordariomycetes; Hypocreales; Nectriaceae. The transcript has 2 exons. The record is from RefSeq and is a predicted model, not a curated record. The coding region runs from base 1 to 738 and encodes 245 amino acids.
AUGGAGGACAUCCCUGCUGGUUCUCCACAACCCAUUAGCUGCAGCACGACAUCAUUCGAGAUAUUGGCUGCCAACCCUGCGACGACUGAACCCCAAAGAUUUCACAACUCAGAGUUUUGGGGUAGCAGAACAUUUCGAUACACCUAUGCUCUGGUGCUCCUCGCUCUCCUGGGGUUGGCCCUGUCGUUCAUGAUCCCACAAGGAGACACUUUCUACACAACGACGACUUUUGUAGUGAUUAUCUUCUACCUAGGCGUGAUCGGGAUGAGUGCGCUGAUAACAACCUGGUACAUGGGCAUCACAGGAGCCAAGUCUACCGUCUUGCCUUGCAUAUCGUCCACCUGGUACAAAUUCUACACCGGCGUUCUGUUGGGAUUCGGAAUUGCCGUGAUUGUCAUCGCAUGCAUUGAGACUCGCAAGACUCCUUGCGGAAAGUUCACAAGCGGUCCAGGUAUACAGGCUGAUCUGUUAGCAUGCUUGCGCGGAAAGUUCGACAAGACCGAGCAUCAUGAUAUUGUUGAUGGUCCAUAUAAUGGCACCAUUAGUUAUGGCUUCCAACGCCCCAACAAUGCAAGCUACGUGGUAGCUUACUACGAGGAUGAUCAGCAAAACGUUUUCAACUUUACUAGAAUGUGCUUUAGUACAGGAAGAGGCGGAAAUCUUCAGCCGUGGUUGAAGGAAAAGUCUAUGACGCGAACAUACUACGACCCUAAAAGUGAUAAGGAUAGAGAGGUAUAA